Molecule: messenger RNA, 2067 nt
Organism: Chironomus riparius
Lineage: Eukaryota; Metazoa; Arthropoda; Insecta; Diptera; Chironomidae
Source: the annotation of a GenBank genome assembly
AUGCGAGAACUCAAUGAAAUCCAAACUUAUAUUGAUGAUGAAGAUUUUCAUGAUGUGACUGAAAUGGCUUUAGAAGUUCAAAAUUCAUCAUCAACUGAUUACCUAAACGUCACAAAAGAUAAGGAAAAUUGUGUCACAAAUGAGUCAGAUUCCGGAAUAAUUUUUGAUCCAUCAGAAGAGGAGAAAGAUUGUAGUGAAUUCAGUAUUAACACAAAAAUAACAAGUAAUAAAAAUUUGUUGAUGGCAAGAGAGGUUGAGAAUGGCCUUACAGAUAGUGGAAUCGAUAGCAUAACAAAAUUCUCAUCAACUCGCGAUGAUUUUGAUUCAAAACAAAACCUCACAAGAUGUUCAUUGAAAUCGUCAUCAGUUUUGACUGUAGCAGUGCCGUUACGUGAUCCCGUGCUUCGAACAACCUCAAAAAUGCGCAGUAAACGUUAUAGCUUACCUGAUAUUGACAAAUUGAAAUCAUACAAUGAUUCAAAAAGUUCACAAUGUACCAAAAAGCCACCGAUCAAUCGUAAAACCACAGUAUGUGAUAUGAAAUUAGAUAGUAAGGAGACUCAAUUGCCAAUUCCUUUGGUACCCACAGAGGCUAAAGCUUUAAAUGACUUGCAAAAGCAAGAAAAAAUCGACAAUUUUACUAUAGAUCCAAAGUUGAUAAAUAAGUUUGACGGACUCUCACAAUCCCUGUAUUAUAUUGAUGAGAAUGGUAGUCCAAAGAUACGCGAGAGGUAUAUUAAGCAGCAGAGAAUGAUGAUUGAAAAACAGGAACAAAGAAAGCGUGAAAAAGCGGCAAGAAAAAGCUUGGAAUCUGACUCUGCGACGUGCUCAUGCUUUAAUUUUAGUCGAUUAUCGAAGAAACUCAAAGAAUUAUGUAAAGAUGGAUCUAAAGUAACCACAGUUGUGGCGACACCCGGACAAGGUCCAGAUAGGCCUCAAGAAGUUUCAUACUCUGACACCAAAGUCAUCGGAAAUGGAAGCUUCGGUGUCGUCUUCCAGGCCAAACUGUGUGACACUGGCGAAUUAGUUGCCAUUAAAAAAGUUUUACAGGACAAGAGAUUCAAGAAUCGCGAACUACAAAUUAUGAGACGCUUGGAGCAUUGUAAUAUCGUUAAAUUAAAGUACUUUUUCUACUCAAGUGGUGAAAAGAAGGACGAAGUCUAUUUAAAUUUAGUGCUCGAAUAUAUUCCAGAGACCGUCUAUAAAGUGGCACGUCAAUAUGCAAAGAAUAAACAAACGAUACCAAUUAACUUUAUCAGACUUUAUAUGUACCAAUUGUUCCGAAGUCUCGCAUAUAUUCACUCGUUGGGCAUUUGUCAUCGUGACAUAAAACCGCAAAAUUUACUAUUGGAUCCCGAAACGGCUGUGCUGAAAUUAUGUGACUUUGGCAGUGCAAAACAAUUGCUGCAAGGCGAACCAAAUGUUUCAUACAUUUGUUCGCGCUAUUAUCGGGCGCCUGAAUUAAUAUUCGGUGCUAUAAAUUACACGACAAAAAUAGACGUUUGGAGCGCUGGUUGCGUGUUAGCUGAAUUACUACUUGGUCAACCAAUUUUCCCUGGCGACUCAGGUGUGGAUCAAUUGGUUGAGAUCAUCAAAGUAUUGGGGACACCGACGAGGGAUCAGAUUAAAGAAAUGAAUCCCAAUUAUACUGAAUUCAAAUUCCCGCAAAUUAAGAGCCAUCCUUGGCAAAAGGUGUUCCGAGUACGCACACCACCAGAGGCAAUUGCUUUAGUGUCACGUUUAUUGGAAUAUACGCCUGGCGCGAGAAUAACACCAUUACAAGCUUGUGCUCAUCCAUUCUUUAAUGAGCUCAGAGAGGGUAACAAGACAUUGCCCAAUGGACGUGAAUUUCCACCAUUGUUUAAUUUUACUGAACAGGAAUUAGCAAUACAACCAUCACUAAAUGCUAGCUUAAUGCCACGCAAUCCAAAUGAUGCAUCAACCGGUGGACAAUCAUCAAGUGGUGAUCAGCAACAACAGGUGACUCAACCAACAGACAUAACAGUUGCUGCCGCAGCUGACUCAACCGUAAAAUCGGAUCAAGUGUCAGCAUCGUCAAUGGGUUAG